AGAAGAGAACAAAAUAAAUUGGAGUAAUUUUUUUAAAAAAUAAAGAUGUUUUUUAAAAUACUUUCAUUAUCUAGAAAAAAACUGCCAAAAAACAUUUAUAAAUUUAGAAAAUUUCAAUUUAAAGCUAAAGAUAUUCCUCAAGAAUUGAUAAAUAAAUACAAAGGUAAAUUAGAAGAAAAAAUGAAAAAAGAAAAUCUUUCUUCUAUUGAGGAACUUUUUAAAAAAUAUACUAUAAAAUCAAAUAAAGAAAAUACAAAAACAAUUUCUGAAUCAAAUUUUAUACAAAAAAAUAAAAACUUAACUCAGACUAAUACUAAAAUAUUAAAAAAUGAGAAAAAAGACCAAAUUAAAACAUUAUCAUUUUAUAUUAAUGUCGAAAAAAUACGAUCAUACAAUGUUAAAAAAAUAGAAUCAAUUUGGAAAGCUUGUCAUUCUCAAGAUGAUCAUAGCCUUUGUGGAUUAAUACCUUCUCAAAAAUUUGAGAUAAUGGAAAAAAAUGCAAAAAGAUACAAUAUGUUUAUUCUUCCUAUAAAUCAUGAACAGGGUAUAGAAAUACAUUUUCUUCAAUGGUUCUUUGUAAAUAAUUUUACUAAAUACAUACUUAUUACUUCCCUUUUAGAAUAUAAAGUUAGAGGAGAGUUUGCAAGACCACAUACAUUUUUAUAUUAUUAUACAGACCUAUCUUCAGACAAAAAUAUAGUAUUAAUGAAGGGAGAACUUGAGAAAAAUAGAGGAAUAACGAUGAAUGACCUUAGAAUAAUAAUAUUUCAGAUUGAAAUUUUCUUUUCUGCAAUUGAAGGCAAUCAAGAAGACCAGCUUAAAUUAGAACUUCUAGAAAAAUUUAAUACUGGAAAAGAUUUUAAUAUAUCUACUUUAAUUAACGAGUGUAAUAAGCUAAACUAAAUAUUAAUAUACUAAACUAAUAAAAUGUAUCUAAAAGCUAUAUA
Messenger RNA from Pneumocystis carinii B80, 947 nucleotides. RefSeq lists its product as hypothetical. Bases 46 to 903 code for a protein of 285 amino acids. The record is from RefSeq and is a predicted model, not a curated record. Gene Ontology annotation, biological process: mitochondrial proton-transporting ATP synthase complex assembly. NCBI's taxonomy places the organism in Eukaryota, Fungi, Ascomycota, Pneumocystomycetes, Pneumocystales, Pneumocystaceae. Gene Ontology annotation, cellular component: mitochondrion. The transcript is spliced from 3 exons.